This is a messenger RNA of Cordyceps militaris CM01, 1638 nucleotides long. RefSeq names its product peptidyl-prolyl isomerase CWC27. The coding region runs from base 1 to 1638 and encodes 545 amino acids. The transcript has a single exon. Gene Ontology annotation, molecular function: peptidyl-prolyl cis-trans isomerase activity. The record is from RefSeq and is a predicted model, not a curated record. NCBI's taxonomy places the organism in Eukaryota, Fungi, Ascomycota, Sordariomycetes, Hypocreales, Cordycipitaceae. Gene Ontology annotation, biological process: protein peptidyl-prolyl isomerization; protein folding. Gene Ontology annotation, cellular component: catalytic step 2 spliceosome.
AUGUCGGCUAUCUAUAACCUUGAGCCUCAACCCACGGCGUCUGCUGUUAUCCAUACCACGCUUGGCGAGAUUCUCGUCGAGCUGUUCGCGAAGCAGACGCCACUGACCUGUCGCAACUUUCUUCAGCUCAGUCUCGACGGCUACUACGACGGCACGAUAUUCCACCGCUUGGUACCGAACUUCAUCUUACAAGGAGGUGACCCAACUGGCACUGGAAAUGGCGGCGAAUCUAUAUACGACGGCGGCGCAUUCGGCGGCGACCUGGACCCAUGGCCAAUGGACCAGCGUCACGGCAAGAAUGCUGGACCGACGGGCAUCAACUUUAGGGACGAAUUCCACUCACGCCUCAAGUUCAACAGACGCGGGCUACUAGCGAUGGCGAACGAGGGCCACGUCGAUACGAAUGGAAGCCAAUUCUUCUUCACACUCGACAAGACCGACGAACUAAAUGGCAAGAAUACCCUAUUUGGCCGCGUUGCCGGCGAUACAAUAUACAACCUAGCCAAAAUUGGGGAAUCUGAGGUGGAAGAGGGCACAGAUCGGCCCAUGUAUGCGGUCAAGAUUGAGCGCAUUGAGAUCCUGGUCAACCCGUUCGAGGACAUGGAGAAGCGUACACGUAUAGCUGCGCAUACAGAGAAGAGGCCUGCAGAAAAGGAAAAGAAGAAGAAGCGCAAGGCUGGAAAGCAGCUUCUCAGUUUCGGCGACGACGAGGGCGACGACGAAGUUCCCUCGCUGCCAAAAAAGGCAAAAUUUGACACGCGCAUAGUUAUGGACGACGGUUCGGCCGACGGACCGCCCAAGGAAAAAUCGACAUCAAAAGCAGCCAGGAAGGAAAAGACAAACACACCGAAAACCAGUGAUGACGGUGCGGAGGCCCAGACAAUAGGAGUAGCAGCACAGCCCGCGGAAACAGAAGCGCCACCUAGAAGAGAACAAAUCGAUGAUAAUACGGCGGAGGAAUAUCCAGAUGCACCCAAAAAGACUGCCCUACAAAUAGCCAAUGAAGAGAUGGCCGCGCUUAAAGCUUCCAUGAGAAGAACCAUCCACAGCGCCACGGACGACGAGCCUCGAAAGAAAUCGACCCUAGAGUCAAUGAUUCCAGAGAAUUCUAUUCGAGGAGCACGCAAAAGGCGAGCGGGCGGCGCUAGUGCCAUAUCCUCCGAUGACCAGGCUACCAUAAAAUUUCUCAAGGGUUUUCAAUCUCGACUUGACAAAGCGGCACCUGGAAAGGAGCUUACCGCGGGCGGUGACGAGGACGAUGGUGAAGUGAAGCAGGACCAGACCGGCGAAGACGACGAGGCGGGACUUUGCGAUUUACACUUCAUCGCAAACUGUCAAAGCUGUACCUCGUGGGACAAGCAGGAAAAGGAAGAGAGUGAUGACGAGGGCUGGAUGUCACACCAGCUGUCCUUCGCCGCCGAUAAACUUGGCAAAGACCUGAGAAACCGUAAAAAGGGCGAGGAAGAACUCGUGGUCAUUGAUCCUCGAAGCAAAGAGCAGUCCAUGCGUGCAGAGAAACGGGCAAAGAGAGACGCUCGAUCCGGGGGAUCGGGGCGGCAGUGGGAUCAACGGCGGGACCAGGCCAGAAAUGCUCGAAUGUCACAGGCAGCAUCGUUGGCAGGCCGUGGUGCAAAAUAA